Molecule: messenger RNA, 1384 nt
Organism: Chiroxiphia lanceolata (lance-tailed manakin)
Lineage: Eukaryota; Metazoa; Chordata; Aves; Passeriformes; Pipridae
Exons: 6
Coding region: 170-1384 (404 amino acids)
Cellular component (GO): cytoplasm
Source: RefSeq, a predicted model, not a curated record
CUUCAGCCUGUUCAGGUUGCUGAGGAGGAAGAACAGGAGAGGCCCUGGGGAGGUCCCAGCACAGUAAUCUGAGGAACCCCUGCAGCAGGAUCCAGGUCAGGAGUGGACAGAGGAGCAGGACCGCCCCUGUGGCCGCUUCCGCAGAGCAGUUCAGAGAUUGCUGAAAAUCAUGCACAUUCGGCGAAGAACACCCAGGACCACAGCACCUGAGCUCAUGGCAGAGCCUGACACCAGGUCAGCUGAGCUCAAGGAGAAGCCUGAUGGCAGUACCACGCCCAUUGAUCGCACGGCAACCUCUGACACCGCUGUGACGGAGGGCACGGCCAACCCCGACACCGCACUGGCCGAUCUCAUUGCAAAGGAUGACACUGAACCCAGUCAUUGCACAGCAGAGCCUGACACCGUUUUGGCUGAAGAUACAACCGGUUCUGACACCGCAGUCACUGAUGUCAUGGCCAAGGCUGACAAGGUGCCGAUGCCAAUUGAUGGCACAUCACACUCUGACGGGGCACUGAUGGACGACACAACAAAGCCUGACACCGCUUUGGUUGGUGACACAACCGGCUCCAACACUGAUCUCGUGGCACAGGCUGACGUCACACCGAUGCCGACUGAGGGCACAGCAAGCUCUGAUGAGGCACCGAUGGAUGACACAGCAAACCCUGAGACUGCCAUGACCGAUGACACAACCAACAUUGAAAUCACAAAAAGUGAUCUCAUGGCAGAGGGUGAUGCCACUACUGAGUGCAUCAGAAACACUGACACCACACCAGUUGAGAGUGCAACUGAUGCUCCCAAUCUGCACUCUUUGGAGGGGAAAGGUGUCUCCAGUUGGAAGCUAGUGCCGACAAUCGUUUGGUACAUCCACCACAACCUCACGUUCCACGUGUCUCCUCACACUGACAUCUGCAGGCCCGCUGAGGCACAGCCACUUGAUGUGGUGAUGACUCUCCUGCGCUGUGCCCCAGAGUGUGACAGAGCUGCUGCAAUGAUGUGGAGAAGCAUCGGCUCCUCGGGAACAACAGUGGAUAAGGUGCUGCCAGUACUGCUCCAAGUGAUGGAGGAUUGGCCAGUGCAUGGAAUGUCCACCUCCGAUGGUGACAGCAGAGAUGUGUUUACCCUGGCUGCAACCCUGGCACUGUGGUUGAUCGUCCAGGAGCCCAAGUGCCAGGAUGCAGUCAUGAAUUACCUCCCCCGCCUGCUCGUGGCUCUGCUGUUCCAAGUGUCCAUGCGCACAGAGCAGGUGCCAGAAGAGGUGAACACCUUCUGGAGGGGAUGUCUGGAGCAACAUCACCUUCCCACCCAGCCCAACAGGUGCUCCAUCCCAGUCCUCUCUCCCUGUCGUGCCCUGGGGGCUGGGGCCAGCACUCCCAGCAUGACCUGA